Limulus polyphemus (Atlantic horseshoe crab) is the source of this 921-nucleotide messenger RNA. Its product is annotated as gamma-glutamylcyclotransferase-like. NCBI's taxonomy places the organism in Eukaryota, Metazoa, Arthropoda, Merostomata, Xiphosura, Limulidae. The transcript is spliced from 3 exons. The coding region runs from base 32 to 607 and encodes 191 amino acids. The record is from RefSeq and is a predicted model, not a curated record. Gene Ontology annotation, molecular function: gamma-glutamylcyclotransferase activity.
UACGUGUAUUUUCAUAGUCAGGAAGAUUAAAAUGAUGACUAACAGUUCUGGAAGAGGGCUCCCACCCGAUCUUUCACAGAUAAAAGUUACUGAUAGUGAUAGCAAUGGAAGCCAGAUUCUAUACUUUGCAUUUGGAAGUAAUUUGUUUACUCAGCGUAUACAGAUUAAUAAUCCAAAAGCAUGUCACCAUACUAUAGGGAAAUUACAAAAUUACAGAUUAGAAUUUUUUGGAUAUUCUCCUGAAUGGAGAGGAGCAACAGCAUCAGUUGUUGAAAGCAACAGAAGUGAAGUGUGGGGAGUUGUGUGGAAGAUUCCUUUGUCUGAAUUGAAUAAUCUUGAUAGGCAAGAAGGAAGUUAUGAUGUCUGCCAGGUUCCCAUAGUAACCCAUGAAGGCCACAUACUUCAGUGCCGAACCUACCAACUUAAGUCUGCGACAGGUGAAAUCGGAAAACCAUCUAGAGUAUAUAAAGCUUGCAUGGUCCAAGGUGCUAUUGAACACAACCUACCACAACAUUAUGUAGAGAAAUUGCAGAAUAUUGAAGACAAUGGUUAUGAAGGUUGUGUGGAUAUACCCGUUAAUAUUAAGAAAUUGUUUAACACUAACUAGCAUUAAUUUUAGUUACUAUGGUCACCGUUAAUUUGCAAAAAGUAACAGUGAUACAUACAGGUUGAUUUUAAAAUGAAUAUUGUAGGUGACUGGCAGCAGCUUUGCUUUUGUGUGUGGUGAUUAUGAAUCUUGCUCUGUGAUGCAAAAAAGCUGGUCAAAAUUGCUAUAAUUAGUAUUUUGUGUACAUGAUAUCUGAAUUUGUUGUAUUACAACAAAAAUGUCAUUUUUAUCCUUUUUCUUUGAUUAAGUAUAAUAAAAAAUAUACUUUAUUAAUAAAUACAUUUGUGAUGCACCAAAAUAUGUUAUAUAUUCUC